This is a messenger RNA of Mya arenaria, 7345 nucleotides long. Its product is annotated as nucleolysin TIAR-like. The record is from RefSeq and is a predicted model, not a curated record. Lineage: Eukaryota; Metazoa; Mollusca; Bivalvia; Myida; Myidae. The transcript is spliced from 14 exons. Gene Ontology annotation, molecular function: mRNA binding. The coding region runs from base 1443 to 2699 and encodes 418 amino acids.
GUUGUUCAAUAUUUGAUUGAUAUAACAGGAAAUUGUGUUAUACAUCAAUAUCGAGAUUCCUACCCUAGGGCAUAAGACAGCAUACCGGUGAUUUUACUAAUUUUACUAAUUUAACUCUCACGACUGUUGAGUUAACUUAAUUACCGGUCAUUGCCUUUGGGCAUUAAUGUAUAUCGAAGUGUCAUUUGAUUGGAUGGUUGUACAUGUAGUUCUGGGAUACUGAUUCAGAAGUCUUUGUUUUGGAGAUAAGUUCAAAUUAGUGACUAAGAGCACACAAUUAUACACCAAACACUUUGUAAUGAUCUUCAAGCUGUAAAAAAUACAGCAAAUGUGAUCGGAGUCAGUAAUCAUCUAUUGAAGAUUUUUGGUACUUGAAGUUUGUGAAGCAAUACUAUAAUUGGUAAUUUCAUUUUCAUUGUUAACUUCUUCUAACAAAUAAAAGAUAAUUGCUCUCAUUUGGACAACUACUGUGAAACGAUUGCCAUAUACAAAACUUCAUGCCAUUGAAGUAAAAGUGGGGUAAUUAUCGUGCAAUUUUAUGUAUUUUGGACAUAUUUUGUACGGUAGUAAGGCCAUUUGAAACCGAUUAUCAAGGCUGAGAGUUGGUUUGGAAAAGGUCACCAGUGCUGAAAUGCUCUAGCACAUUACUUUUUCAAGCCAGUAAUUGGAUGAGUUUUCUGUCACCAGAAAUUUCUGUUGCAAAUCUAUUUGUGAAAGUUCCACAGACAUUCAGUGUGUGUAUUUGGUAUCCAGAGACUGAAAAGUAGACAAACAUUUGACACAUACACCGGGGUUUCGACUGUGAAUGAAUACGGGUCUCUCAUGAAAACCCUCAUAUGGGAGCCUACUUGCCAUCUGUGAAGUGAUGAGCUGAUUUAUUGAGUGAUUACACGGAGAUAUUCAUUGGCGAUACAUUGUAACUCUUGUUACUUGUUCUCUAAUACAUGUACUUAUUGUUUGUGGACUGGCAGUGCAUGACGUGUUGUUUUAAUGGAAGUUAUUGAACGGUAAACACCACUCUGAGGUCCCUAAGGUGUCUCAUACAGGGCAGCACAAGAAUAAACCAUAUUCCGGCCUUCUGAUCAAGGCGUGACGGGACGUGGCAUUUCCCUGGAAACUUGGUGACAAAUCGUGUAAAAAAUUCAUGGUACAGCUGAACACUCUAUGAUUUCCUAUGAAAAGAAUACUCUGGCACUAGAUGGCAUUUGUGUAUCAGAAAAUUGGAAUAUACUAGGACUUUUGAAUCAGUAAAUUGAAAGCAAAGUAUAACAAAGCUUGUUUCUAUGUGAAACUGAAGUUUAUUUAUACUUUAUAAAGUGUUUGUGACAGUUCAAGAACUGUGUCAAUUUGAACUUGAUAAAGUUGAGUUUGUGUUUUCAUUGUUACAUAUCCUCACACCAUUUUACGUGACGGAGUUCCGGUCCUCCGUCUGAUCCAGAUCGAUGAUUGAAGCACAGAGUUUUGACUCCCUACUGACUGAGCCGUUGAUCGUGCACUCACCUGCUGUUCAGUCAGUACCACAGUUGACUAAGAUUGCCGUUGCACCGUCCACAGCUCUCAGUAUAAAUACCGGACUCACUGGUCUAGUUGCUGCACCGCAGUACGCCGCUCCUGCACCCACACUAAAAGCCGUUAGUGGUUUACCGACAACAUCACGUAGAUUUCUAGGACCCGGUCUCACAAGGAUGCAUCCUUAUUAUUACGUGCAGUAUGUGCCGCUGGACCUUAAGCAGAAUCUGGAAAUGAAAGUAAAUUGGGCCACAUCACCUAGCAAUGUUCCAAAACAGGACACUAGCAAGCAUUUCCAUAUAUUUGUUGGAGAUUUGAGUCCAGAUAUAGAAACACAUCAACUGAAAGGUGCCUUCCAAGUAUUUGGUGAAAUUUCAGACUGCAAAAUAAUCCGUGAUCCCCAGUCACUCAAGUCAAAGGGCUAUGGCUUCGUGUCGUUUGUCAACAAGCAGGAUGCGGAAACUGCAAUAAGCAGCAUGAAUGGGCAGUGGCUGGGAAGCCGACCAAUCAGAACCAACUGGGCCACUCGCAAACCACCUGCCCCACCCACCAAGGAAAAUUUUCAGUCGCAGGGAAGAUUCUUUUCAAAUGUAAAACAGUUAAACUUCGACGAGGUGAUGGCCCAAUCCAGCGCAACCAACUGUACCGUUUACUGUGGAGGCAUUCUCAAUGGCUUAACAGAGGAUAUUAUCAAGAAAACAUUCACUUCCUUCGGAAAUAUACAAGAAAUCAGAGUGUUUAAGGACAAAGGCUAUGCUUUUAUAAGGUUUGAUAAUAAGGAGAGUGCAGGCCAGGCAAUAUGUGGUGUUCACGGUCAGGUGAUUGCCGAGCAGCAGGUGAAGUGUUCGUGGGGCAAGGAAAGCAAUGAGCAGUCCCAGUCCUCCUCAUCAGGAAUGAUGGGAUCUACAUCGCCACAGCAGUUUAACGGCAAUGGUAUGGGUGGUAACAUGGGAUACAACAAUUAUAACAUGGGAUACGGCAAUUACUACCCCGGAUACGGUGGGCAACAGAGCUACAACGUGCAGGGAGGAUACGGCGGAGCAGGAUAUGGCUAUCAGUAUGGGAGUAUGCCGGUGCAGGGUCAGUGGGGAAUGCAGAUGCAGCCCGGUCAGGCAGCCCCCGGGUACGGACAGGGAGGAUACCAGAUGGGCGUGACAAGCCCAGUGGCUUUAAUCCGCCCCGCCCCAUGAUAAAACAACUGUGACCAAUGACAACGAAAGAAAGACGACACGAGGCCACCUUCGGAAGAUUCUAGAAGCCAUGAUGAUAACUAUGACCAACCUCAGCGUAAACGACCACGAAGGGACACAGAUAGUGACUAUUAAGAGUCAUCCACUCACCUUAUUUCCCAAACAUCCUAAUUCUUCAUUUCUCUGCAUGUCCUGAGAAAAACAUGAACUUGGUAUCUGAUUACUUUCUAUGAAACCAACAUGAUCAUGGAAAACUGAACAUGAAAGUGAAUUAAAUUUAAAUCAAUGUUGCAGAAGCACAUGAUGACUCCAAGCAUCUGAGUGAAUUGGAUGUUUUUUUGGAACCUUCAUCUGAAUCACGAAGAAGCUUAUAUCAUAUAUGGAAAGUGGAUUGUCAUUAUGCUCUCUUUAUCCGAAGGUGUAGAUUAAAAAUCUACAGGGCUAAAACCUUGUGUUGUCUUUAGAAGACUGACUUUCAAGGCAGAUGACUCAUGAUGCUUAAUGUGCCUUUUGAGAUGAUUUAUCGUUAUAGAAAAAAGUAAAUGAUGUUUCCAAAUCUUAAUAAAUAACUGUGCUUCAUAGUCACAUUGUUCAACAGGGACUUUACAGGUUUUAGGAAUGCUUUGUAUCAAAGUAAACAGACUAUAGAUAUAGAAGAGACUUGUAUGUUUAAGUGUGUAUUUCACUAUAUAUUUCACCGAGUGAACACCAAAGGCUUCAUUCAUGAAUGGUGUAGCCAAGAGGAAAAUAUUUACUUGUGGUGUUCAUGAGGUGAAAUGUUUGCAAUCUUACUCUGAAACAUGAAACAUUAUCUUUUUUAUCUUAUGCCUACAAAGGAUUUGCAAUGACAAAUAAAUGUAUUUCUUCAAUUUUAUCAAAUCUAUAUUUUUAACUGAUGGAAACAUUGAAUGCAUAUAAUAAAAGAGUAUUAAAUGGCAUGUAUUUAACUAUUAUUCUGAUUUCAUAGAAGCUGGCAUAGCAAAGGGCAUAUAAAGUAGCUUUGGUCAUCUGUGAUGGAAAAUUCCUGGAGUUGGGCCCCUUUCUCAAGAGGUGCAGUUCUUGAAAAUAAGGGGUCACUCCUUUGCUUUUGCUGUCAUAGUAACGUAUGACUCAAGGCACAUUGUUCAUCUGUAUAUAGUCAUGGAAAAAAUUAUGAAGAUGCAUUGUUGAAAUUGUUGAUAUACCUGUAUUAAAUUAUGUUCUGUAAUAUAGCAUGUGUUGGAAGUAAGAAUGUUAUGAAGGUGUAUGUCAACUAUUGCUAUGGUCAUGAACAUGUGUGGUGUGGAUGAUGACGGAAACUGAUUGCAAGCUGUGCGCAACCUUAUCACAAAAAUAAUGUAAUUGUGUAAUUAUGCUUUGAACGAUGAUAAUUAUUGUAUGUAACAGUUGUUGAUUUUGACGGAAAUAUUUUAUUAUUGGUUUUUUUUAUUGUGUCCGUGUUAUCCAUGUAAUUUUAUGUAGAUAGAAGAUGCCGACAUUUCAUCAAAUGUAAAACUAUAUUGUAUGCAUAUGGUCAUAUUAUGUGAUGCAGAUUUUUUACAUUUUGAUACAAAUUUCAGAUAUUUAAUAAAAGUUUGAGUGAAACUUGUACUCUGAUUUCACUGAUGAAUGUAUAAUGUACAGUAAAAGUAGAUUUUUCCACAAUUCCUAUAAAAAUGAUGUGUUUUUCAUGCCCUGAAACAAACAUGUAUGAUUGUAUUUUUCAGAAGCUAAUGCAACUUCAACUUGUCAGUUUAACACAUAAAAUCAGUGGGUUUGAAGAUGAAAUACAGAAGAAUUAUUCUUUACAAUACAACAAUGUUUUCACAUGAAUAAAGCAAAUUUUGACAAGAGUAAGAUAUGAAAUAUAAAAGAUUGAUGAAAUUUGAAUGUUGCAAUAUUUUCAUUCAGUUAUCUUCAGACAGUUACUAUACAUCUUUGUAAUAUGCAUCAUGUUGACAAGAAACAUAAUUUAUGUGACCCUCUGCCCAUUACAUGAAAACAACAUGUAGGUAUGAGAUGGACACGCUGAUGUACUAUAUUUAUUCAUAAAUGCUUUCAUUUUAAACUGUCAACUUCAUAUUGUUUUCAUUUUCUAUUGACAUAUAUAUAUUUUCAAAAAUUCCUCAUUGCAUAUUUCUGUUUCAUAUAAAAUCAUUGCACAGUUUGUAAGAUGGUUAAAACUCUCGACAUGAUCAUGUCACUUAUAAACCAACUAUAGUGCCAUUUUUGAUAUCUAUUUGUUCUGCCUGUAGUUUUCUUUGAUAUACUGAAGUUAGAAUACUCUGUGAGAUUAAAGGGUUUUGUUGUUUAUUAUUGCUGUCUCAUCAUCAAGAGUUUUAAUAUAAACUGUUUUCUCUGGGUAUCAAAAUUGUGUGUCAUUUUAUAUCAUUUUUAACAAGAAUCAAAUCUUUUUUAUGCAUCAAAAAAUCUGAUGCCUGAUAGAUCAUUCAUUGCUAUUGGCAUACUUUCAUUACAACUGUUCCAAAUGUCAUGUCAUUCCUGGAUGUUGAUGUUGAUAUUGUGUUUUUAUGUCCUCAAUGUGUUAGGCUGCGGUUUCAAGGUGUUUUAAUUCACUGUACAGUGGUGUUGUGUAUAUAGAGUCAUUGAAAAUUAUUUGUUUAUAUUCAUGAGAUAUUUGUGAAAUUUUGUUUCAAUUGGUGUUAGUCUAUAAGAAAAACCAGUAUGCAUUAGCUGACUGAGUAAUGUUGAGACGAACAAAAAAUCAUAAAAAAGAUACUUUUUAUAAUAGUUCAUAGUAUGUAUUUACCAAGAUAAAUGGUAUAAUAUGACUGCUUCAUACAACCAUUAUAAUUUGGUUUUGGUUAAUACAUGCUUAUAACCUGACCUAUUCAGUGUCUGAAAUUAUAUUUUCAUCUACUAACCACUGACUUCUCCCAUGUUUUUAACCGGCUCAGCUAUCUUUCGUUAGCCAGAGAAUGCCACAGAUUUGUGUGAUUUGCCUCUUUUUUAUGAUUAAAGUGCAGACAUAUUGGACCUACUGUUGAUUAAUAUGAGCUGGAGGGCACUGAAUGCGCAAACAAUUUAAUAAUGUCCGAAUGUUGCAUAGGGAAUUUUCUUGACUCCAUUAUGGGUAUCAUUUUGCAUUUUUCAUUGAAUCAAAAUAGAUGUUUUUACAUUUUAAACAGUUUGCAUGGAAAGUUGUAGACCUUGAAGUCAAUCCACUUAUAAAAUUUUAAUUGUGAAUAACUUCAUUGUUUUGGUUGCAGAACUAAGCAGUAUACCAGCACCUGUCUGUUAAACCCCACCACUCGUGUAGGUUAGUCCUGUUUUUACAGUUAAAAAAUGCAUCCCUUUAUUACACUCCAUUUAACAAGAUUAAUGUAAAAAUAGCAAGUUGAUGCUGAUAUGUAUACUUAUUUUUUUAAAUACUGCCAUCAUAAGACAAAAUAUAACUUCAAAUACUACAUUUAUGAAAUGUUAAGCUCUAGUUUGCUUAGGCAAGACCGACUAUGUACAAUCAUGUAUGCUUGACACCAAUAUUUGGAAUUAUUAGCUAUGUUCAUGUAUUAUAAUUUUAAUUUGCUUUUAAAAACACCUUUUGUAACAGAAACCUGUGCUCUGACUCAUGUUAACAUGUUUGUCUAAACAUUAUUCAGUUGGUAUGAAUUUAUGUUGAUUACAUAGACUCUUCUAUCAGUCAUUCCAUAACUUUGUUGGGUGUUUACGAAUUUCCCAGAGAUCAUUCAUGCCAAGACUAUUUGGUUUUUAGUAUUAGUUAUGCAUGUGCACUCUUGUUGCAAUGCGAGAUGUUAGUUUUCUACAAAGUUAAGGAUUGCAGUAAUUUUGUGUCUAUUGUUCUUGAAAGAGGCAGAUAUCAUGUUCAAAUUGAGUAACUUUCUAUGUACAGUAAAACAACAGUUUGUAUUCUUAUGGUGUAAACUAGUGUUCAAAGGGAUAGAACACGUAAACUUGGAUGCAUAUUUCAUACAAAUAUUUCUCAAUAAGGAACAUAAAUUAGUUUUAAACUGUCAUUGACAAAUGUAUAACAAUUAUACUACAUUUUUAUGUGAUGAAAAGAAAAAUGAUUUUUUUUUUUUUUUUAAACAAGGUUAUAAGGCCUAAAAAAAUUUAUAUGUUUGUUUCCGGUUUCCUGCCCCCCAAAAUAGGGUAGGUUAGUUAGAAAAAAAGGAAUAUUUUUUAUUAACCAUUUAUUUAAGUAAUAUUUUUCUGUCACCAAAAAUUAGAGGCUAAAUGCUUCAGGAAAUUAAUACACUCAAUAUUAGCAAAGCUGGUAUUGCUUAAAGCCAAAUACACUUCAUUUUCAACUUUUAAUAGAUUAAAAUAAAAAAAAUUCUCAAGGCAAUAAAAAAUAAAAAUGUCAGGGGUCGGGGGAAAAUAGGGUAGGUGGGAAAUCCGGAAACAAACAAUUUCUUUUAAGCCUAAGCCAUAUUUCUUUGCUUGUCAACUUACUUUAGGCUGAUCAACCUUUAGGCUGUAUUUGUACUCAAGUCUUUGGGCCAAUAUUUCUUAUGAACUGUACCAGCCUUAGGUUAUCAGUGUCAUAUUGUGUAGAAAUCCGUGCUUUGUGUACAUGUGCUGUCUGUAACUUCAGUCAUCUGUGUUAAUGGCUCAAAUACUGUAAAGUCUCUGAUAAAUCUUGGUUGUAACAUACUGGAAUAAAUGAUGAUAGCGUGAAAUACAAA